Molecule: messenger RNA, 2918 nt
Organism: Contarinia nasturtii (swede midge)
Lineage: Eukaryota; Metazoa; Arthropoda; Insecta; Diptera; Cecidomyiidae
Product: helicostatins
Exons: 6
Coding region: 731-1342 (203 amino acids)
Source: RefSeq, a predicted model, not a curated record
UACCGAUUGGUUCUAACAUUUUAAACGUUCUUCACAACUCAAAGUGUUUGGAUUUACACACAACAAGUGGAGUACAUCGUAUCAACUCAAUCCAUACAAUCAUUUUGGAUCACACAAAAGUGCAGCACACAUUACCAGCUAAAACUCUCUCUCGAAUUUUCGGCGAUAAUUUGUAUUUAUUGAGGCUUUGUUUUUUGUUUCUGCGAAAUUAUUUCAAGUUCUUCUGAGGUUUCUAAUAAUAUAAGCAAAUAUUUACUAUUCCAUUUAAAUUCGAUUUUAUUGGGCACACAACGUUUAACUAGCGACAUUUAUUCUCAAGCAGCAACAAGUUGUAAUGUUAUCCGUUUUAAAUAGAAAAAUAAUAAUCAGUUUUGCAAUAUAUUUUACCUGAUCAAUUCCAAUUUCUGGCCAAACUUAAUACAGUUUCCAGCGAGAAAAAAAACUUUAUUACAUUACAAAUAGUGAAUAAUAAUUUUUGUGAUAGAAAGAAAUGAAUGAAAUUUAAAUCAGCAAUUGGAAAAUUAAAAAGGCAACGUAACUGUUUUAAAGUAGAUUCGAAUUUUUCUUAGUGCAUAUCUAGCCGAGGGUGGUGGAAGUUUUUUUUUAGUGAUUUUCACAAAAAGCAGAAACAUCACACGGGUGCCAACAAAAACCACAGAUAUCCAUACGGAAUUCAAGCCGAGGGGAGCUAAUUUUACAAACAAUCUACAUAAAAAGGGAAACAAACAAAAUGCGUUCAAUUGCCAUUUCAAUUAUUUUACUUGGAUAUAUUGUAACCAUAAGCAAAUGCGAACAGGCAUACGAAUCAAAUGCAGUCGAUUUUGAUGGUUUAGCAACGGAUAUUGAUAAAGACAGUAUGAUAAAGCGAAUGGAACGAAGAGCGUAUACAUACAUGACCGGCAUUCCAGGCACUAAACGGCUGCCCAACUACAAUUUUGGUUUAGGAAAACGGGCCAGGCCAUACAGAUUUGGUUUGGGGAAACGCUCUGAUGAUUUGGACUAUGAUGAUUCGGCACUUUUUGGUGAUCAACAAAAUUGGAGACCGUGGUUUGAACGAGAUCAAAGAUCCAGAUACAACAUGGGACUUGGCAAACGUGGAAAUGUGGAAAGACGGACGCCGCCAGAGCGCUUGUAUGGGUUUGGUCUUGGAAAACGUGCUGCAAACAUAGAAGAAGAUGCAUCAACAACAGCACCAAUUGAUCAAUCAAAUUAUGACGGAUAUGACCGAAUUCGAGCAUCACGCGGAGCACUAUCGGUUGGACUUGGAAAACGUUUGAUUCAGGAUGAAAAUGUUGAAAGAAGAUCGGGCGCACAACGCUACAAUUUCGGUUUAGGUCGUUAAUUCUUUUUUUUUUAAUUUAAAUUUUAAUUUCUGACACCCAGUCAUUCAGUAAAGUAUGAUCAGUAGGAUAUGAAAUAAUGGAAUACUGAAAACGAGUAAGGAUGAGAAAAAUAAAUGGGGAAAGAGAGUGAGAGAGUGUGAUAUAAAAAUGAGUGGUUUACCAUUCAAUGCUGAGCUAAUUGAAUUGUUAAGUUAACUCUAAUUUUAUUAUUGAAAUAGGAUUUUGCGCUCAAAUGUCAACCAUGCAAAUUAAACUCUUUGAAUGUCCAGUGUCCACAUUUCAAACAAUUAUGUACAUGUCACGUGACACAAAUCUUGAAAAUUGCACCAUAUUUCAUUUCACACAAAAGUGCACCCUUUCCACUCAUCCGAUAAACAUGUAUAAUAAUUAAAUACAUUUAUUUUUCCCUUUUCUAAAAUCUAUUGUCUAAAGCUAUUCGUACAUUAAAGGCCGCCAUUUUUUACACAGUCACUUUAGUUUAUUUGUAAAUAAGAAAAAUGGCUUAUCUACAGUGAUAAUUGCAAUUAAACUCUUUUACAGUCACCACUUUAUGGCCUUUUACAGUCAUCACCAUAAAUAAACAAAAAAAAAACAUUUCAAACACAGUCACUGUUCAUGUAAAUAAGCAAUUUUUUUUAUUUAUACUUAUAGUUAGAGUGACUGUAAAUAAAGACGGUCUACAUUAAAUACAUGUAUCGUUUAAUUUCCAAAAUGUGUAUUGCAAAAAAAUUAUUGCAAUGCUCGCAAAAAGGGAGGAAACCAUUUCAACAUUAUAUAGUUCAUAUAAUACAAUCUAGUAUAAAAAAUAAUUCCAAAUACCGUGUCAAAAUCUCUUGACUGACUGAAUGGUUGACUAUGUAGAUGUUUCUACUUCAUUCUACAAAUUUACGGCAAAAAUCGGCUAAAUUUGAUCAAAAAUUCAAUUAAUUAAGGUUGUCUGAAAUCGUCUAUAAUUGACCAGAGUUUGCUAAAAUUGAAGCAAAACCGUUACCUACAGACGACCGUUUCUUGGAACUGGGACGAAGUACCAAGCCACCAAAUAGCGACGCCCUUCUGAUUAAAAUGUAUUGAUAUUGUACAAGAGUUAUUUUGCUGCUAGAUUCCAUUUUAUGUGCUAUGUCUUCACACAAAAAAAAGCAUAACCUUUCCGCAAUCAGUUCAAUGCAAUGCUCAUCUAGUAUUUAUAGUCCAACCUAAAUUCAAUUAAUAACCCACCAAAAACUAAUAAAUUCAUUUAUAAACUUUAAAUCGGUCGCAUUCCAAAAGUUCUAUUUUUUUUUUCAAACAUUAACCACUUUACUAUUUAGUUGAACGCAACAAGCUGGCCUCUCAUUCCAUUUUAUAUGAAUUUAACAUGUUGGAAAUUGUAAAUGUAUAAAAAAAAUAAGCAUAUGUAUCUGAAUUCUAACCAAAUAAUGACAAAUUUUAGAUAAUAAAAUAUCUUAUUUAUUUAUUUAAUCCAAAUGGCACACGAAUAACUCAAUGAUUUGUGAAAAUAAAAGAUUUUAAAGAAAAAUGAAUAAAUGAACUUCAACCGUUGCUCUCAACAUUUCAUAAAAUGACUUAACCCAUUUU